Drosophila serrata is the source of this 2637-nucleotide messenger RNA. RefSeq names its product alpha-tubulin acetylase (gene Atat). NCBI's taxonomy places the organism in Eukaryota, Metazoa, Arthropoda, Insecta, Diptera, Drosophilidae. Gene Ontology annotation, molecular function: tubulin N-acetyltransferase activity. The record is from RefSeq and is a predicted model, not a curated record. Gene Ontology annotation, biological process: alpha-tubulin acetylation. Gene Ontology annotation, cellular component: microtubule.
GCUGUCAGAGCAAUCAACAAUUUGCCACCGCUAUGUGUGGCAAGCCAAAGCUUCGCGUCCGGCCCCAAGUCUUGUCCAACCCCCAAAAAUAAAGCAAAUCUCUGCUCGAUGCCGCAACCGCCGCUCAGUUUUUAACCGACUUUCGUGCAAUAUCCACGCCGCCACGGCUCUUCUGUGACUUAAUCCGUCUAUUUCCCCCCGACUUUCGCGCGUAUACAUACAUACACACCCAGAGCAGCGGCGAUACAUUCAGCCGUGGAAUUAUGUGUUAGAGCAAAACAAAUACGGAAAUUUAGACACAGGAAACGAACAAGCUAAUUUUUUGCCGGACGAAACUACAUUUCUGCCUAAAAUCAAUAUUCACGUGAGUUUAAGUGAGUGAGAGAGCGAGAUACGCCCGCACCGCAACGCGCAGCAUCCGUCAGCGAAGUGCAACCCAGAAAACAGCGGCGAGGAAAAGCCGGAGGAGCAGUCACUGUGUGCAUCUGGAAACUGUGUGGAAACUGGAACGAACGCAUUGUAUCCGUGAGACAGAUUUUCACCAAGCUAAGCCAGGAAUCCCUCCGCUGUUACCUUAUUGUUGCGGCACGCAUUGUAUAUCCGAGGAGGAGCAGCAGCUUAAUAAUGGUGGACUUCCGGUUCGAUAUCAGGCCCCUGUUCCCGCAGGCGAUAAUCAAGGUUACGUCUAACCUACUGCCGCACACCUUCCGCGGCGACCGGCGUCAGUGUUUGGACGCCACCUCCAAGAUGACGGAGAUCAUUGAUCGCCUGGGCCAGCUCUCGGCCACAUCGCAGGGUCUUAGCAAGCCGGUGACCACCGGACAGCGCUUGAGGAUGUCAGAGAAUCAGACCGUCUAUCUGCUGGCAGAUAGUGAGGCGGGUCCCAAUGGUUCGGUAGUUGGUCUCCUCAAGGUUGGAACAAAAGAUCUCUAUCUUUUCGAUGAAACUGGACAGACUAGGAAAGUGCAGCAGGCGCCGUCCAUUCUGGACUUUUAUGUUCACGAGUCCCGCCAGCGCUCUGGUCUGGGAAAGCGUCUUUUCCAGACAAUGCUCAGCGAGGAGCAAUGGACACCGAUCAAGUGCUCGGUGGACAGACCUUCGGACAAGCUGCUAGCCUUCCUUGGCAAACAUUAUGGUCUAACGCGUUCCAUACCGCAGGCCAAUAACUUUGUGCUCUUCGAGGGAUUCUUUGACGAUGCGCCAUCAGCAAAUGGCCAUGGAAACGGGCAGUCGCCGCAGCACAACCGGAAUGGUCUGCACAUCACAAACAGUCCUAACACCCAGCUAUUUGGGGCUACCUACUUGGGUGAGGAUAAUCGGCGACGUGGCUCCCAGCAGCAGGCACAGGCUGGGCCCAAUCUGCUCCAGCAAGUAACACAAAUCUCACCACAAGGACGAUAUGGGGCCAGGCGUCCCACCUGCAGCAUGGCUGAGAUAAUUCAUGCUGGCACCUCGAAAGGUGGCAAAGGCGGCGGCGGUAAUAGUGCAGAAUCGAACAGCGGAAUGGGUAACCAUGACCUUGCAGAGAUUACCGCCCAGCUGCAGCAGCAGACCUUGGCCGAGAUCGAGGCCAAUAGCUACAUCCCAGAGCCUGAAAUGGAACCGGAGCCGGAGGCAGAACCUGAACCCGAGCCCGAGCCAGAGCCGGAGGUGAUCACGCCCGCAUCGCCGCCGCCCAAGAACCACACUCCGACUCCGCCGUCAGUGCGUUCGCCGGAGGUGGCCGAGAGCAUCAUUGGGGAGAACCGCAGGCCGCCGGCCUUCCAGCUGAGCAAGCAGCACACGGGCAUGAAGAAUCGUUCGUUUGGUGUCGGCGGUGCCGUCAUGCCCAGCAGCAAGAUGGAGUUCGAUCAAAUGGAGCGCGAGGAUUUCGGUGUUGUCAAGAUCAAUCGUCCGCCGGGCCAUGAUGCAGUCACCUCGCCGGGUCACGACAAUACGGAUGCCAUGUCCACCGUGUCCUCCGGUGGCGGAGGCGGCCUCACCGAUCAGGGCUACUAUGAUCUCAAGUUUUAUCACAAUAAGUUGUGGUAAAGGGAAGACAACAAAAUCAACACAAAAAUAAUAACACAACAAUUGCGAAUCUCGCGAAUCUUUUGUACGCAUAAUUAACAAGAACUUAAUUAAUCUAGGAACUAAGAAUACGUAUUUAUUAAUCAAAAGACAUCUAAACCAACAACGGUUCCUCUAUGAACUUUUCUGUUGUGAGCUUCUUCUGACCUUUUGUUGUUGAUUCGUUCAUUUGUUACCAAGCCACGCACUACUCCGUAAACGAUAGAGCCUCACCAGAUUCGAUCCUUAAUCUAAACAAUAGCGCAAUUCAAAUGUUUGUGUAGACUAAUUACUAGUUAAUUAAUCUAAUCAGAGAUAAUUUGAUUGAAUAUUCUAAUUUACUUAAUAAACCAAUUGUUUUGCUUUGUGCCAUUUAAUGUCAAGAACAGUCCCUUAAUCCUUAAUGUAAUCCAAACCCCUGUGUGUAUCUUCCAAUUACAGCAAACGCGAAUAUUUCGAGCAAAUCUAUAGCGAUUACAUGCUAUAGGCACAGAUCCAUCUUCGUAGCCAAUACUCAACAUUCCUCCAUAGAACGUACCCAACUCGCAAUGCAUAGAACAUAGCAUUAAAGAUGAAAAUAAAUACGAA